This is a messenger RNA of Adineta steineri, 2961 nucleotides long. The record is from the annotation of a GenBank genome assembly. NCBI's taxonomy places the organism in Eukaryota, Metazoa, Rotifera, Eurotatoria, Adinetida, Adinetidae.
AUGUCAAAUCGAAUUCAUCAACCAUUAAUAUUUUCAAUUGAUAAUCGUUUAUCAGAACAACAUUUAACACGACUUGAUUUAUGUUCAAAAAAUUUAAAAAGAAUCGAUAAUUUACCAAAUGAUAUUAAUUUUAAUAUUAUUCUAUUUGAUUACAAUGACAUAAAUAAAUUAGAACAUUUAGAACAUUUUCCACAAUUAAUUCAAUUAUCAAUUUCACACAAUCAUCUUGUUGAUAUUCGUUUACUUACUCGAUUGCGAUCUAUAGAAAAACUUAAUCUGUCACAUAAUUUAAUUGAUUCGAUCGAUUCUUUAAAACCGUUACAAAAUCUUGUGAUGUUAAAUAUUUCAAAUAAUAAUAUUAGUAGUAUUGCAAUAUUAAACUCUUGUCAUGCUCUACAAUCAUUAGAUGCAAGUGGAAAUUCAAUACAACAGAUUGAAGAUUUAUCACAGUUAACAGAACUUAAAUAUCUAAAUUUACAUAAAAAUUUUAUUGAUACAUUAAAUUCAGUUUCACGUCAAUGGCCAAAAUCACUUCAUACACUUGUCAUAUCAGAUAAUGAAAUUCAAGAUUUAACUGAAAUUUCUUAUCUAUCAUCAUUUAUCAGUUUGAAUACAUUGUAUAUUAUUGACAAUCCAUGUUUAUCAACAGUUAAUGAACGACAUGGUUGCCAUCAAUCGUUUGACUAUCGACCAUAUAUUCUCAACUGGUGUUUAUCUAUUCAUAAUUUAGAUGGAAUAUUUAUUACACGAAAAGAAAGUUUAAAAGCUGAAUGGCUUCUAAGUCAAGGUAAAGGUCGAUCAUUUAUACCCGGUGAACAUACAAAAUUAGUUGAAUAUUUAACACGAGUUUGUGGAACAGAUGGCAGUGAAAAAGAUGAUCUUAAUCUAUCACGUAUUAUGUUACAACAAGAUAUUUAUACUCAACAACGACAAAAUGAAAAUACGAGUGACUACAUGAUGUUAACAUCAGAUACAAUGAAAGAUGCGAGUGAAAUAUUACCUAAAAAUACUCAACGAAAUCUUCAACAAAGUACAUUGAUAUCAGAAUCAGAAUUUAUUAAAUUAAAUAUGCAAUCUUCAAUUUCCUCAGAUGAAGAACCUAUACCAUCAACUCAUGAAUAUCAAAAUCAAAUACCAAAUCCAGGAUAUACCCGAUCAGCAAGUAUCAAUAUUGUUCAUACUCAUGAUCCAAUAUCUGAGAAUAAUUCUGCUAAUCGUUAUACUGAAUAUGAUGAACGACCUGUAAAACCACUUGAUCAAAAUAUGCUUCAAACAAAACUUAAUCAAUAUCCAGUUGAUAGUAGUCCAAAUGAUAAUAGCAAUAGUUCUCGUUUACGAGCGUAUAAUGCUAAUCAUUAUUCACCAAUAACCACUACAACUGGACCUACAACUUCAUCAAUAUUCUCUGGAGAAUCAAAUCGUACACUUGCUAAACAACAUAACAAUCGUGCAAAGCAUGAAAGAAGACAUUCAACGAAUACCAACGCAUUACAACUACACAGUCAUCCGAAUGAGAAUCUUAAACAUCAUUCGACAACUACGAAUAACAUUAAAAUCAAACAACAACAACCAUUAACAGGCACUUCAAAGGACAAUAAAAAUCAACAUACUGAUAAUGAACUGCAAUCAAAAUCAGCUCCUAUUAAUACUAUGCUUUUAACUCAAAGUACCACAAUGAAUAAUACUACUGACUUAGAAAAGUUAACUACAUCAGUAGACACAAUGCGAACAUCAAUUCUUCAAGCAUAUCUUGAUUUACACGAAAGAUUUACAAAAACAACAGAAUUACAAACAUCAGCAUUGAGUACUCUUUGGAAAAAAUGUGAAUCACAAAAUUUAACACAUCAACGUGAAACUGAAAAAAUCAUACAAGAAAAUCAAUUACUUAAUCAACGUAUACGUGAACUUGAAAAUCGAUUAAAUACGAAUCUAUCAAAUCCGAUUAUACAACCAUCGAAUUCUACUCCAAAACAGAAUCUAAAUAUACAUCCUCCACUUCGUGCUCAUAUAUCAAAACGUGAUACAAAAAGUUUUUUUCUUCAUUGGAUACCUAAUCCAUUAAAUGAACAUCAUAACAUACUUGGUUAUCGAAUAUAUGUUGAUGAUAUAUUAAAGGGAGCUAUUGAUCCAGGUCGUUUCGAAGCUAUUAUUGAUUAUAUUCGUGAUGAAGGAGAAUAUAAAAUAAAAAUUCGUACAUUUAAUCAAGAUGGAGAAUCAGCAGAUUCAAAUAUUGUUGUUGCCAGAUUUCGUCGUCAACAUUCAACAAUACCAUCAAAUUUCGAAUCAGCAAGUUCGAUUCAUCGUACACAAUCAGAUCAUAUUCAUCAAAGACCAUCAAAUGAAAAUUUAUUUAUUUCACCAAGAGAACAAAUUCAAACACCAAUUAUUAUGAUUAAACGACGAACUGAUGUUGAACAACAAGACAAUAUUUCAAUGUCACCAGAAAAACAAGUAGCAGAUGCGAAAUCGUUGUUUUUUAAUGAUUAUGUAGUUAGUCGUAAACCACCCUUAUCACCUUCAACUAGUCCUAGUAAGACUGAUAAAAGAUCACCAAAUAAUGAAUCACAUAAUAACAAUGAUUCAUCAUCUAUGAUUACAAAAAAACAUAGUCCUUCACGAGCUGGUAUUAUGUCUCGUCUAACAAGAAGUGCGCUUAAACUUAAACAAAAUAAUAAUCAUAAUCUUUUAAAUGUUCCUCCUAUUGAACGAAGUAAUAGUCCAACUGAAUCAAUGACUGUAUCAAAAGCUCAAGUAAAUCCAACUAAACGAGCACUUCUUUUUCAACCUGAUCGGAUCAGUCAUGAUUUAGAUCAACAAAUCCCAUCAGCUGAUUUACAAAACUCGGUGGAUAUUCAUGAUUUAGUAACACAUUCUGAUAUAUUUUUAUCACAUUCCCUAUCACCACCUAUUUCAUCUGAAUUACUCUCGAAAAAUAUCGAUAGAAUUUCAAUUCAUGAAUAA